Messenger RNA from Pseudomyrmex gracilis, 1842 nucleotides. RefSeq names its product peptidyl-prolyl cis-trans isomerase-like 2. Gene Ontology annotation, biological process: protein polyubiquitination; protein peptidyl-prolyl isomerization; protein folding. Bases 211 to 1773 code for a protein of 520 amino acids. Gene Ontology annotation, molecular function: peptidyl-prolyl cis-trans isomerase activity; ubiquitin-ubiquitin ligase activity. Gene Ontology annotation, cellular component: catalytic step 2 spliceosome. NCBI's taxonomy places the organism in Eukaryota, Metazoa, Arthropoda, Insecta, Hymenoptera, Formicidae. The record is from RefSeq and is a predicted model, not a curated record. The transcript has 9 exons.
CUUUCGUCCCUGUAACGGACACAGCCUGGAGGUUAGAGUAUAAUCGUGAAAACAUCGUGAAAAACUUCAAUCGAGAAUGUUCGCCAGUGAUCGCUUUCAGACUUCUUUGAUUUGAUGCGUUUUUAUGAAAAAAUAUAGUUUACAGUAUUUCAACAAUUAAAUUAAUAAAAGUAAUAAAUUACAAGGUGUAUUUUAUAAACUUAAUUCAAAAUGGGGAAACGUCAACAUCAGAAAGAUAAAAUGUACUUGACUUAUACGGAGUGGUCGACGUUGUACGGUGGGAGAAAGUCGGGAACUACAUUGGAAACAAGCGAAGAAAAAACAUUCAGGCGUUUGCCGUUUGAUCAUUGUUGUUUGAGUUUGCAACCCUUCGAACAUCCUUAUUGCGACCAGCAUGGCAACGUGUUCGAGCUGGAAGCUGUUCUGGCGUAUAUAAAGCAAUACAAGCAUAAUCCCGUAACGGGAAAACCAUUGGAUUCAAAGAGUUUAAUCAAACUUAAUUUUGAUAAAAAUGCGGACAAUGAAUACAGAUGUCCUGUUCUGUUCAAAUUGUUCACAAAAUAUUCCCACAUUGUUGCUAUUAGAACCACGGGAAAUGUAUUCUCUUAUGAGGCUGUUGAGCAGUUAAAUAUAAAAGCAGGAAAUUGGAAGGAUCUGAUAAAUGAUGAACCUUUUACACGCAAGGAUAUCAUUACAAUUCAUGAUCCAAACAAUGCGAUGAAAUUCAAUCUGUCCACCUUUCAUCAUAUUAAAAAUAACAUAAGAGUGGAGGAUGAAGAAACUAUAAGAGAGCGCAAUAAUCCGAAUGCAAGAUUGAAAACCGUCUCGGCAGAGACUAAAGAGAUUUUGGCGGAGUUGGACAGAGAUUACAAACCAACGGAAAACGGUGAAAAGGGCGAAGCGUCUAAGAGGGCUGACAAAUUUAACGCUGCGCACUACUCGACCGGCGCUGUCGCUGCUGGAUUUACUUCGACGGUGAUGCCAACAGAGACCACUCAUCAGGCGGCUGUGAUCCCAGAAGACUUGGUGCGUUACGAACGAGUUAAGAAAAAAGGAUAUGUUCGAUUCCUCACAAAUUUUGGAUCUUUAAAUCUUGAACUCCAUUGCGAUCUGGUUCCGAAGACUUGCGAGAACUUCAUGAAACACUGCCAGAGCGGUUAUUACGACGGCACGAAGUUUCACAGAUCGAUAAGAAAUUUUAUGAUACAAGGUGGUGAUCCGACCAACACGGGCAAUGGCGGCAAAUCUAUUUGGGAUAAACCGUUUGAGGACGAAUUCAAACCGAAUUUGAUUCAUCAAGGCAGAGGCAUUUUGUCAAUGGCAAACUCGGGUCCCAACACUAACGGAUCUCAAUUUUUCGUCACGUUUCGGUCGUGUAGACAUCUCGAUCGCAAACAUACGGUUUUCGGAAAAAUAGUCGGAGGUCUGGACACGCUGAACGCAAUUGAAAAAGUUGAAGUAGAUAACAAAGAUCGGCCGAUAGAAGACAUAAUUGUUCAAAGAGCUCAGGUUUUUGUUGAUCCUUUUCAAGAAGCAGACGAGCAACUGAUUGCGGAACGAACCGUCGAGGCGGAACGAUUGGCUCAAGAAGCAAAUCAGAACAAAGUUACGGACAAAGCAAACAGAAGCGACAUCCAGAAAGUUUAUCGAUCUGGCAUAGGAAAAUACGUGAAAUUGAACGAGGAGAAUUUGGACACGAAUGCGGAGCCCGCGAAGAAGAAGAAGAAGAUCCCAUCUCAAUCCUAUGGAGAUUUCUCCUCUUUCACAUUUUAAUGAAUUUAUAUCAUUAAAUAUGUAUAUAUAUCACUUAUGUAUAUAAUAGAGAUAAGAAAUAUAAGCUUU